CAAGACUGAAGUCAUUGUCCUUGGCCCACAAAGUCAAGAGAAAGUGUCAGCAGGCACCUUGAAUCCUCUUACCCUCAAACCUAAAAAUCAGGUUAGCAAUGAGGAGUUCAAAUGCAAAACCAGUCAUCUCACUUUUUUUGUGUGUGAAUUGAGUACAUUUAUUUUGAGGUUUUUAUUUGUGGUUCCAGGUUAAAGCUAAUAAUUGUAACUAAGGAUAAGCAAUGGGCUCAUAAUUGGCUUUCAUGGAGGUGACACUAUCUUUAAUAGAAUACAUACGGCACUUCUCUGCUUCUGGAAUUAAACUUUUCUUUUCUCGAUGAGUUUUUCAUAGGAGUUGUUUGGUUUUGCAGGGAUAGAAAAUGCAACAUCGAUCGAUGUCGUGUCUGCUAGGACGGAUGGUUCUAUUUCUGUCUAUCCAUCCAUCUAUUUUCUGUACCGCCUAUCCUCAGGAGGGUCAUCUAGUUUCGUCUAAAUGGCGUUUGUCAGCUUUUGCGCUCGAACUUGCCAAAUCUAGGGCUAAGAAUGGACUCACCCCUAACCUAAACUUUAACAAUCACAUUACAUCAAUAACAUCAUCAGCUUUUUACCAUCUCAAAAACAUUGCUAGAAUCAAAGGUUCGCUAAAACAUUUAGAGAGACAUAUCCACACAUUGAACAGAAACAGGUUACUGAGCUAGCGGCACGGUGGCCGACUGGUUAGAGCGUCAGUCUCACAGUUCUGAGGACCCGGGUUCCAUCCCCGGCCCCGCCUGUGUGGAGUUUGCAUGUUCUCCCCGUGCCUGCGUGGGUUUUCUCCGGGCACUCCGGUUUCCUCCCACAUCCCAAAAACAUGCAUGGUAGGUUAAUUGAAGACUAAAUUACCUGUAGGUGUGAAUGUGAGUGCGAAUGGUUGUUUGUUUGUAUGUGCCCUGCAAUUGGCUGGCAACCAGUUCAGGGUGUACCCCGCCCGAUGAUAGCCGGGAUAGGCUCCAGCACUCCCGCCACCCUAGUGAGGAGAAGCGGCUCAGAAAAUGGAUGGAUGGAUGGAGGUUACUGAGCUGAAAGAAAGCUACAUUACAUCUGGAAUGUUGCCGCUCGGGUCCUGACUAGAACCAGGAAGUACGAUCAUAUCAGUCCUGAUCAGGUCUGCACAGUCCUCCUGUCACUCAGAGAAUAGACUUCAUCAAGUAGCUCUUUGACAUUUUGGUCCUCUACAACUGCAAGACUUCCAGGGACAUGUCUACUGGUGGUGCCCAGAGUAAGAGCUAAAUGUGGUGAAACUGUAUUUCAGUUCUAUGCAGCUAAACCCGUGGCAGCUGGUAACCACAUUAUUUUCCUUGAAGACAAAACAAAAAAACAACAACAACAAAAAUUAAAUGAGAUUUUUAAUAAUAAAAGAAUAUUUAAUCUAUUUCUAUUUAUCUUGUUUCGUUCAUCUCUGUUGUCUGAUUCCAUGAAGUGUUUCUGGCCUGGGGCACACAAAUCUUUACCCACUGCCUCGUGUUCAAAGUUUAACAUGCACACUGGCUCCUCUUCAAUGCAUCAGAUUGGACGAAGGGUGCCCAAGGUGGGGGGCCCCAAGCCAGCCAACGUCACUUCCAACUGUUGCAGCUCAUUCUCUAUACACGCAGCACUUCCACGUUCAGUGUUGACAUGUCAACCUUCGGUCAAGUCAAGCGGAGCAAAGUUCAUUCGCCGUCUACUGAAAUGGCUAUUUAUUUAUUCCAAGUUUUACAUCUCACCAUACCUAAAAUUUUGAAGUGACCAUUUGGCGCCUAUCCCAGCUGACUUUGGACAAGAGGCGGAGUACAACGUGAACUGGUUGCCGGCCAAUCGCAGGGCACAUGUAGACAAACAGCCAUUCACACUCACAUUCACACCUAUGGAAAAUGUGCACGUUGUUGGAAUGUGGGAAGAAACGAGUGCCUGGAGAAAACCCACACAAGUACGGGGAGAACAUACAAACUCAACACAGUAAGGCUGGCGCCUGGAUUUGAACCCCCGAGUUUAAAACUGUGUGGCAGAUGUGCUAACCGGUAGUCCACUGUGCAGCCCGUAAUCUGUUUAAUGGUCUGAUUUUUUUAGCUCUUCAUUCACCCUUUGGUCUUCUAUUUAUCUUUCUUCUUAUUUGCUAUAUUUUUAUUACUCUUGCUCUUAUCACUCAAGUAUUUAACUGUGAUCAUAGUGAUAGAUGUAACUGCAUUUUUAAAAAAUUACUCUUAACUCUUAAUUUACUCUGUUCUUCGUUCGCUUUUCAGUCGUGUGUGUGUGUAUGAAUGUGUGUGUGUGUGUUUUAAAACCGUUUUUGUGUGGAAAGCACUUCAUGUGAUGCCACAAUGUAAUUUUUAUUUUUAAAAUCAUGCUAUACUGAAUGAAUACAUAGUGAUUAAUUGAUUUACUCAAGUAAAACAACUGUCAUAUAUUACAAAUUCAAUUCCCUGUAACAGUGAUUCUCAAAAUAUAGUUUCAGGACCACUAGUGGUAUGUAGGCUUCCUCUAGUGGUAUGAGAAAGAAUCACAGCCUAAUUACAUUCAGUUGUAGAGUAUUUAACUUUUAAAUUCAACAUAUUUGCAUUAAAUAUUUAGGAACUGUUGGUUUUUAUGAAUUUAUUGAAGUACAAUUUUUAUGUAACUCUUAUGUGUCAUGAAAGUACCCUUUUUUUAAAAAACGUUUUUACAUUUAAGCAUAGUGUUAAUGUUCAAAUUGAAUAAUUUACAGUGGCUUACAAUAUUAGACAUAGUUUUAGGAAUAAAACGUCUGUCUUGUUUUGAUGAACACUUGGGCUGACUACACUACUGUAUGGUAAUGGUCAUUAUGGUUGUACUUGGAGCCCUAAGUCUUUUUUUAGGUGGUACUUCAUGUAAAAAGUUUGAGAACCACUGGUUUAUAAAAAUAUUUUAUUGUGACACAGUAGGAGAGAAGAUUCUUCUUAUGAGGGAUUAAGUGCAGUCCCCCAGGUUGAUGCACUGUUAAAUAAUCCCUUCCCUGCAUGGACCAGUUCUCUUUAACCAUUGUUAUUAGCUGUUCUUAUGUGAUAAAACUGAGUAUAAAAGUAGGUAUUAGUGCAAGAGAGCAGACUGUUGUUAGCGGAAGUAACCAUGAAUGCGUCAACAAAUUUAUGAGUGCGUCUUGCCAGCGUUGGUGUAAAUGUUGGAAGUCGUCAUCCUGACUCUAUAUGCUGUCUUUGUCACAUAUGACGACAAUUCCAAGCUGAAAAACAAUGAGACCAACCCGAUGGACAACAGCGUGUAUCGCGACUAGCCUUACUUUGCUACCUUCCAGGUGAUGAUCUUCGUAGGCUUCGGUUGCCUGCUGGGCUACUGCCGAUUCUAUGGCUUCAGUGGAAUGGUCUUUAACUUUCUUAUGGCCACCUUUGCAAUCAUCAUCCAAGGCUUCUUCCUGUUUUACCACGAUGGUAGAAUUCACUUGGGUGUCAUCAACUUGCUGUAUGCAGAGUUUGCGUGCGCUGUGGUGCUCAUCUCUUUUGGUGCUGUGCUUGGGAAGACCAGUCCGGUGCAGCUCCUGGUGACGGCUCUGCUGGAGAUCCCCGUGUUUGCUGUGACAGAGUGGGCUGUAUUGAAAUACAUCCGAAUCAAUGAUGCUGGUGGCAGUAUUCUUAUUCACUUGUUUGCCUGCUACUUGGGCCUAGGCGUGACAUUUGUGCUCUACCGCCCAGCCCUCAAUAAUGGGCACCCCAAAGAAAUCACUAGCUUACAUUCACACCUCCUCUCUACGAUGGGAACCUUGUUCCUCUGGGUAUUCUGCACUGUUAUAUACAUUUCAUAGUUGCCAGUAAAUUACUGUAAAAAAAUAAAAUUAAAAAAAGGGAUUCUGGAGUUAUGCACCACUUGAUACAUUGUACUCUUACAUCAACUAUGAAUCAUUAUUUGUUCAAUACUUGUUAAUUAGCUUACAUGAAUCAGAUGACACUUUGCAAAAGCAGCAAUUGGCUCCUGUCUUUUGACCUCUACAAUGAGCUUACUCCAAUGGAAAAAACACUGGUACUACCAAACCAACAUGUAUAUAAUAUAAAUAUAAUACACAGCAACACAUUUCUGCAUUGGUGCCACAUUGUUAGUGUUUAGUAUUUCUACACCCCUUAGAUUUGUCCCCCGAAGUCAACUGGGAUAGGCUCCAACGACCCGUGACCCCCAUCCUGCUGGCCACUGAGGAAACCUACGGACCCAGCAUGUACCAGACCUUUUCCCACUGCGCUCCCCCUGAGGGAGAUCCAAAGCUCCUGGAGCUUCAGAAGCUGAUCCCUGGGUGGAAGCCAGGCUUGGGACGGAGGGCACAAGAGCAGGCUCUGUACCAAGUGGCUGCGAUCUUUUCCACCAUUGCAGUUUCUACUGUUGGUGGGCUGCUGACUGGUUUGGUCUUGAGGCUGCCGUUCAUGGCUUCAGCCAUCUGAUGAGGACUAUUGUGAUGAUGAAGUGUUCUUUGAUAUGACGCGUUCAUGACUUUAGCCAUCUGAAGAGGACUGUUUUGAUGAUUAAGUGUUCUUAUCAAGGAUAUUAAAUUAUUUUAAGAUAGGAAGGUAUCAAAAACUCUAACUAUAACCUGCAAUGAUGUUGAUGUCCAUAAAAAUAAAUUAGUUCUAUGAAGUCAAAGGUCCAAGCAAUGUUUCAUUAUCAUUGUUUAAAUAAAUGUGAGUCAUUCCACUUGUGAUCUUCU
Phycodurus eques (leafy seadragon) is the source of this 4654-nucleotide messenger RNA. Its product is annotated as ammonium transporter Rh type B-like. The record is from RefSeq and is a predicted model, not a curated record. The transcript has 2 exons. NCBI's taxonomy places the organism in Eukaryota, Metazoa, Chordata, Actinopteri, Syngnathiformes, Syngnathidae. Gene Ontology annotation, cellular component: plasma membrane. Gene Ontology annotation, biological process: ammonium transmembrane transport; ammonium homeostasis. Gene Ontology annotation, molecular function: ammonium channel activity.